AGCAGCAGGUGGAGCGUGUUUGUCACUCACAGUGUAUAAAUAUGAGCAAAUGACAAUAAUACCAAAAAGUGAAUCUUCAUCCUCCACCAAAAGUAUCUCAGACAGGUUUUUAUUAAACUACUGGUCAUGUACCUUCACUGGGUAACCUUUUCUCUUGCAUUAGUCUGUUGGAUGUCUGCUGGUGGUGAAUCAUGCGGUACUGAUGAUUCUGGCUCAGCUUAUCGUGGACUUUUUAAUUUGCUCAGCUCGAGGGAAGACAAUUUGUUAAAUAACACGCGACCCUUAACUGCAGUUACAGUCACCAAAGUUUAUGUGGACUUGUAUGUGACCUCCAUCACAGAUGUGAAUGAGAAAGCUCAGAGCAUCUCAACACAAGUAAAAAUAUUCACUUUUUGGAAAACAAGGAGACAAUUGUGGGACCCUGCAGAUUAUUGUGAUAUUGAAACAAUUACAGUUCAAAAAGAUUUGCUUUGGACUCCAGACAUUGCCAUCGCAGAAAGCAUCAACACAGAGUUUGGAUCAAAGGAGUCUCCAUAUGUGCAUUUAGUUUAUGAAGGCCUUCUAUACACAGUGGAGAUUUUAUCUGUGACCUCAGCCUGUAAGAUGGACUUGUACAGGUUUCCAUUUGACACACAAAUCUGCAAUUUAACACUUCAAUCUUUAGGCUAUACAGAUGAGGAGCUAAACUUUCGUGACCUCACUGAUUCAAAGUAUCUUACCUCUGAAUCUCAGGAGAACUUUCAGACCCAGGGAGAGUGGGAACUUCUCAAUAUAAAUGCAUCAAUAGCUGAUUGCAGUACCAUGUGGUUCUCACAAAAUCGCAAAAUAUUUCAGAUCACCAUCAGGAGGAGACCUCUGCUGUAUAUCAUCAACUUAAUUUUUCCAGUAUUUUGUUUUCUUGUUCUGGAUGUGGCCUCUUUUUUCAUAAAUGCAUCUGAAGCAGAGAAGCUGGGCUUUAAAGUGACUUUACUGCUGUCCAUAUCUGUGUUACUGCUGAUUCUUAAUGACAAGCUGCCAUCUACUGCCAGCCAAAUGCCACUGAUUGGGAUUUACUGCAUUGGGGUUUUCUCACUUAUUGGCAUAAGUAUUCUGGAGACCAUCUUUGUGAGCAUUCUGAUUGCUAUAGGAAAAGAGACCAAACCAGUAACACCAACAGAAAGCGAAGCAGAUGUAACCGUUCAACAUGAUGGCGUAAAAUACUUGCAUUACUCUCUAGACACAGUUACCGGUAGAACUGAACGGAUGACAUGUACGCCCAACAUGCUGAAGCAGAUCCUCAUGGAGUUUUGGGUUUUUACUCAACAACAACAAGAAAAAGUCUCAUCGUGCUGGACCUUAGCAGCAAGAAUUGUAAAUGUGAUCUUUAUUGUUCUUUACAUAAUCACCGUUAUCGGGUUUCUGACCUUUCUGGGCAAGGUUUGGUUUCAAUUUUAAUAUAAUUUUAUACACAGCAAAAAUUGGAGAGUUAACAUUUCAGUGUAAAACAUUUGAGUUGAAUUCCACACCUAAAGAGUAAAUUGAACAUAUUUAGAGUAAAUUGUUGUUCAGAGUUUGAUUGCAACCACUUACCUUAAAAAAAUUAGUAAAUUUAAUGAAUACUUUUUUCAGUGUAUGUUGAGCUAAAACUUCACAUAUGCACUCUGGGGACACCAAAGAUUUAUUUUACACCUUAAAAAAAUCUCAUAAUGUGACCCCUUUAACACUUUUGUGAGUGUUAAAAAUGUUACUGUCUUGAAAGUACAUUUGACUCUGAUAGGUGUGGAAUUUUAUAAACUCUGAAAAAGUGUAGAAAUCAACUCUGUGAGAGUUCAUUUAACACUGGACUUUUUGCUGUGUACAGGGGCCUUCAACUUUUCAGGACAUGUUUGUUUAAUUUCACCCACAGAGUAAAAUUUAAAAAUGAAUAAUCUGUGUGUUUUUAAGUCAAAAUAAAGUGUUUAAUGUUCAUUUAUCUUUGAUAUCUAGAAGAGCUUCUGUUUCUCCCUUGAGUUUUGUGGUUACCAUCAUUCAGAAGAGUGGUGCGUGUGUAUAGACUGUAGGUAAUGUGUGAAAAUCAUCGCCCUAUCCCAGAUGGCGCACUUCAUGUGGACUUUCAGUCUCAAGGCCUUAAAUUGCGCGUGCUCGCUUAGUCUACGAGUCCAUAGGGUGUCCCGUCUAUCAUUUUUUACGCUUUGUAGUGUGCUCAUCAGCGCCCCCUUGAUGCAGGCUUUGUGCACUUAACCAACCCAGAAGUCCUUGAGAAGGAGCAAUCAGACGACGGAAGGGAGGAGUUCACACUGACGGGCAACUUCUCAACCUAUUUCCGGUGUGAUGCUCGAGUCUGUCCCAAAAUAUGACUUCGGUGCACCCACGUGGACUCACAUCAAGGGUCCCUAAAGUCUGGACUACGUGAUGUCAUCAAAGUGUGGACUCUGUGAUAUAGUAAAUAUCUAACAAAAAGAGACAAUUUUGUAAUUUCCAUUAAAUAAGAUUUAA
This is a messenger RNA of Misgurnus anguillicaudatus (oriental weatherfish), 2475 nucleotides long. The record is from RefSeq and is a predicted model, not a curated record. NCBI's taxonomy places the organism in Eukaryota, Metazoa, Chordata, Actinopteri, Cypriniformes, Cobitidae.